ACCCGAGGUUAACCUCGAAACCUUCUCUUUCUCGGAGUUGCCCUCCCAGCCGCCGCCCCUUUCUCUCCCUUUCUCGGCUCAUACGCUCUGCCGGCAGCCCCUCUCUCUUCUUUUCUCUCUAUGGCUUCGGACAAAACCACCCCCUCACCUACCCCCCACCUUGCCUUCACCAUAAUUUCUAACGUCAAACUCCAAGUUCCUAUUACCCUUAGUUUCUCGGAGCCGAACUUCAAAAAAUGGAGCCACCUUUUCCUCCUCUUGAUUCGACGUUUCAACCUUGAAGGCUUCCUUACCGGCGAGAAAACCUCGACCGAAAAGGAUGACGUCGAAUGGCUCCAACUUGACGCUCUCAUCCAAGGAUGGAUUCUCUCCAUCGUCAACGAUGAGGUAUCGGAUCUCAUCAUCUCCUCCACCACAUCCGCUGUAGAUCUAUGGAAGUCGAUUCACAACUUGUUUCACGAUAACAAGGCGGCUAGAGCAAUGCAACUAGAGCAAAAAAUUUUCAACACCGCCAAAGGAACAUCUACCAUUGCCUCGUAUUGUCAGAUGCUUCGAAACAUUGCGGAUUGGCUUGACGAUGUAGAUGCCCCGGUCACCGCGAAUCAACUGGUCCUUCAAACCCUACGUGGCCUCCAGGAGGAUCUGAGUAAUCAAGCCUCGUUUCUACAGUUUCAAAAACCCCCGCCAACAUUUAUGGAGACCCGGUCAGCCCUCCUUCUCCUAGAGGGACAGCGGCGAACUCACACAGUUGCCGCCGAGGGGAGCACGGCGCUGGCAGCAAACGGCGGAGGAGGCCCUCGCGGCCUGGGCUACGGUGGUCAUGGCGGCCAGCAUUUUGGACACAGCAGCGGCGGUAAUGGACCGCCCCAAGGGUACGGCGGACGGGGACAGGCACAUGGUGCCUGCGGUGGACGGCCGAGUCGCGGUCGUGGUCGUUGACGGAACGCUGGAGCUUCUUCCUGGCACAACACUGGGCACUUCAAUCCCUG
Cuscuta campestris is the source of this 989-nucleotide messenger RNA. The record is from the annotation of a GenBank genome assembly. Lineage: Eukaryota; Viridiplantae; Streptophyta; Magnoliopsida; Solanales; Convolvulaceae.